This is a messenger RNA of Clunio marinus, 519 nucleotides long. The record is from the annotation of a GenBank genome assembly. NCBI's taxonomy places the organism in Eukaryota, Metazoa, Arthropoda, Insecta, Diptera, Chironomidae.
AUGCUUCAUGACGACAGUAAUCUAGUUGUUGUUGGGGAGUGUAGGAUGAACAACAAAUUGGCUAAUUUUUUCAUUUUUUCAUCAACUAGAAUUGUAAGAAAUAAAGCAGCUGAAAAGGCUAAGCACGUUCAUCAUCAGCAACAGUCACAAAACUCAGGAACGCCACCAGGACAUCUUCCACAAUCACCUCAAAUGACAGCGACAGAUCCACAAGACAGUAAUGGUGGCAACAGCGGACCAAACUCAUUAAAUGGAACCGAAGGGAGAAUCAGUAGUGGAUACAGCAUCAAUGGCAUUCUUGGUAUUCAACAUUCAAACGAUCCAAAUGUCAACAAUAUGAAAAGAAAAAGAGUUGAUGACCACGCUUCCGUUGUGGAUGGCUAUCCAAGAUAUGAAUGUGCAGCACAUUUGAUAACAUUUACUAACCCAUAUUUUGGUUCAGCAAACGCUUCCGUCCGGUCAUCCCAUUGUAGUCAGGCUUUUGACUUUUUAGGAAAUUCCGAAAUAAUGUUCAAUUAA